AAGUCCUUGCGGCUUACGUUGAACAAUAAUAUUUGACAGUUUGAGGAGAACAAAAGCCCUUCAGGGGUUAAUUGGUGGCAAGGCAUGUUAUCGUCUGACAGUUGAGUUGAAAUACUUAAUGUCUUUACUCUUAAAUAUGAAAUUUAAAAAUAAUAUGGCAGAAAAAUUAAUAAAUUGCAACAACUACCCAUGCUAUUUCACGAUUAUUAUUACUCGUAAUGAAACCUAAUGUUAUUUUAAAGUUCAUUUCAAAGGCGCAAAGCAUUUUUGUAAUGUGAUUCUUUCUUUCUAGACUCCCACGUGAUCAUUUGCCGACUUUAAUUGUGUAUUAUCUGAACUUAUUAAACGCUUGACAAUCGUAGCCGUGUGAAUAAUAAUGAUACAAGCAAGUUUAACCACGUUUGGAAGUAGUUUAGAGAAUUAUACGUAAAGCGUAGCGUUAGAAACAACGCCCAGCUUAUUUCAUAUCUUUUAGAUCAAAGAAUUUCGUAUGAUUGGUAUUUUAAAUGCUAAAGUAAUCGACUUCAUGGCUUUGUUGUUGUACACACACGUCGUAUUUUUAUUAAAUGAUCGUGAUUAAUCGCUGUUGUGUAAAACUUUGAACAAGGUGGAUCAUUGUAGCAUUUAACGAUUUGGGGAUGCUAGGAAUAAGCCAUUGAACUUUAUGCUGCAUCGCAUUUGUCUUUGGGUGAAAUAACAAAAGAUGGGAAACUUGAAAUUGGUUCAAUUCAAAGUUGUUUCCUGUUGUAUGUGUGUUAUGUUUCUAUGUUUGAAUUACGUUUUGGCUGCAAGGAAAACGUUUUACGUUGAUGAAGGAAAAGCACCCGGAGAAUUUGUUGGGAAUUUGAACAGGAACAUUACAUUCCCAGUACGUCCAAAACCAAAAGAUUUCAAUUUCAGUAAACUUGGUUUAGUAACUUCAUCUGUUCGUUUAGACAGAGAACACAAAGCAUCUUAUACGUUUACUGUUAUUUUGAAAAAUGGUAGUUUUAUGACAGUGGAUAUACAUGUGAGAGAUGUUAAUGAUGAGUUUCCAACAUUUUCAUCUAAAAAUAAAACUGUGACUAUUUCUGAAGCACAUAGCAUUGGCUAUGUAUUUAAUCUUGAUUUAUACCUGUCUGAUAAAGAUAUUGGUCAAAAUACUGUACAGAAUGAUAGUGUUCAAAUCAUCAAUGGCAACAAUAAUGAUGUUUUUAAGCUUGAUCUCAAGAAACAUGGAAAUAUGUAUUCACUUUCUCUUGUGAUUUUGAAGAAGCUCAAUUGGACUCAACAGAGCAUGUAUGUCUUAAAUUUAUCAGCUUCUGAUAGAGGAAUUCCUAGAAAAAUAGGUUACAUGUCAUUGACUGUCCUUGUUGAAGACUACAAUGAUUGUUAUCCAGAGUUUUCUCGAAAAAGUUAUGUGGCUGAUGUAUCGGAAAGUGUUAAAAAGACUAUGAUUAUUCUCAAUGUUACGACAACUGAUUGUGACAGUGGAGAAAAUGCUGCUGUCAUUUAUAAGAUGAAUUAUAAGACUUAUGAUAAAAAUCAUUACUUUAGUAUACAGCAACAUGGUCGUACAGGUAACAUUUAUACAAAUAUUCAAUUGGAUUAUGAGAAAGUGAAAGUUUAUAAACUGCAGGUGAUAGCAAUUGAUAAAGGAAAAAUUCCAAAGCGUCGAGAAGCUUUAAUAACCAUUAAUGUUCAUGAUGAAAAUGACAACAAACCUGAAAUUGGCUCAUUUAAAUUUUUCCCAAUCAGAGAAGAUGCACAUAUUGACACAAAAGUAGCCGAGAUUCCUAUUAGAGAUAAAGAUUCUGGUGAGAAUAGUCGAUUAAAUGUAAGUGUAAGUCAUACAAGUUUGUUUGCAAUAUCAAAGAUUUCACAUGAUAUGUAUGGCAUACACUUAAAGGCACCACUUGAUUAUGAAAAGCAACAAAAUUAUCUUAUUGUUGUUACGGCUAGAGAUAAUGGAAAACCUCCUCUUAUUUCACAACGUUCUGGGACAUUACGUAUUUCUGAUGUUAAUGACAUCCGUCCCAGGUUUGACCAACCUUUUUACAAGAGGGAUGUAAAUGAGUCUGUUGUACCAGGAACUCCCAUUCUCAUGGUUACUGCUACUGAUAUGGAUGAAGUAUCUAAUAGAACUUAUAGUAUUUUAAAAGGAAACUAUUCGUUUUGGUUUUCCAUCAAUUCAUCAACUGGUCUUAUCUAUGUUGCUUCGUUUAUUGAUUAUGAGGAGUCAAGCAAGGUUCUUUUGGUUGUUGAAGUAUUUGAUGGCAAAUUUACUGCAAACUGUACUGUUGAAUUGACAAUCAUUGAUACAAAUGAUAAUCCUCCUAGGUUUUUGAAGUUGCACUAUGUUAUGAAAGUUUUAGAAAACUCAAAACCUGGAGUAGUUAUUGGUGAUGUUGAGGCCAAAGAUGUUGAUAUUACUUCACAAGGCCAUAUCUUUUAUGGGUUAAGUGUGUCUGCCGAUGAUAUCUUUGCCAUCAAGUAUACCACAGGUUGUAUCUAUGUUCUGAAGAAAUUAGAUCGAGAGCAAAUAAACGAGUACAAUUUUAGUGUCAUUGCAUAUGAUGAAGACAGUUUGAGCAAUAAGGCUACAGUUACUGUUAUAGUGGAAGAUGUCAACGACAAUCCACCAUUUUUUGAAAUCACGUCCUAUAAAGUUGAAGUGUUUGAAAAUGUAACUGUUGGAACAGAUUUACUUAAAAUGAAAGCUAGUGAUUAUGAUAUUGGUUGGAAUGCAGAGAUAUCGUAUGAAAUAACUUCUGGUAACAUUCAUGAUACGUUUUGUGUGGAUAAAGGUAAUAAUAUGUUAAGUUUGAAAAAAGAAUUGGAUCGUGAGACAACAGAUAGAUACCAGAUAAAAGUGCGUGCCAUUGAUAAUGGAGGAUUAACAUCACUUAAUUAUGCUACAGUAGAAAUCAUUGUAAAAGAUGUCAAUGAUGAUCCUCCUAAAUUCAACAAAGUUAGCUAUAGCUUUGAUGUUGAGGAGAACUGCAGUCAAACUGUGUAUGUUGGUAUGGUAUCUGCAAAAAGUUGUGAUAAAGGAUCUGGAGCUAUAAUCUCAUAUUCAAGCAAAGAUGCUCAGCAACAUUUUUAUGUGAACGAUUCUGGUGCUAUAUUUGCUAAACCAUAUUUGGAUUAUGAAACUCAAUCAAUUUAUGAGUUGUUGAUAACAGCUCAAGAUCACGGCAUUCCCCCCCUGUCUGGUUUUGUAAAUGUCACUAUUCAUGUUCUUGAUAUCAAUGAUAAUGCACCCGUUUGGGAUGAUUACAGUCCAUGUGUAAAAGUGAUGGAAGAUGAAGCUGUUGGUGUUGUAUUCCAUGUUUUUAAUGCAUUUGAUCCUGAUAGUGGUUUGAAUGCUAAGGUAUCCUACAGUGUUGUAUCUGCACCUGAAAACAUUUUCAGCUUAAAUUCUGAAAAUGGUCAAAUGACACUGAUUCAGUCUAUUGACUAUGAAAGGGUUCAUUUUUAUAAUUUGAUUCUCAAUGCUUCAGAUUCUGGUGUUCCAAUUCAAUGGUCAUUAAUAAAAGUAAAUGUAUGCAUUAUUGAUGUGAACGACAACAGACCAAUUUUGCAUAAUUCUUCUGUUACAAUUAAAGAGAGUCAUCCAAUCCACGAGUCAAUAUAUACUUUUCAUGCAGUGGAUAAAGAUAGUGGAAAGAAUGGAGAGAUAUGGUAUAAAUUUUAUGAUAUGGUAAACACAGACUUUUUUAAGCUUAGUAGACAUGGUGUUUUGUCUCUCAAAAAGCCACUUGAUCGUGAAAAACAAGAUAGACACAACGUGACUGUUCUUGCUGGUGAUCUCGGGUCACCAAUCCUCACAUCAUCCCCAGUAACCCUAACAAUCAUUGUAGAAGAUGUAAAUGAUGAAGCACCGGCCUUUACUAAAAAUUUUAGAUUCAUAACGAAAGAAGAACAAGCAAAUCAAACGGUAAUUGGCAAGGUCAAAGCUGUAGAUAAUGAUAUUGGCAGAAAUGCAGAGAUUGAAUACAGCCUGGUAAAUUGUACCGACUUUACAAUAAAUCCUGUUACUGGUGAAAUUAAGAACAACGUAAUAUUAGAUAGAGAAAAGAUUGGCGUUUAUGAAGUGCAAGUUAGAGCUUCUGAUAAAGGGGAUGUUCCACUACACAGUCAAACCGUAAUCCGUAUUGACGUUGAAGACAUUAAUGACAAUCUUCCAAAGUUUACAAAGACGCAUUAUUACGAAAGCGUUGCUGAAAAUCAGGUAAUUGGUUCGAAGGUAUGUCAAGUUAAAGCCUUAGAUAAAGACGAUGGUAAAAAUGGUGAAGUAAGUUAUUUCCUAAACACAGGCGCCACACAAGCUAAUGUUGAAAUGUUUCAAAUUAAUAACAUUUCCGGAAAUAUAUAUCUUAUAAGGGAACUGAAAAGGGAAGUUAAAGAACUUUUCGUAUUAAGCGUGAUCGCGUCGGAUAAUGGAAGUCCCAGUCUUGAAACAGUUUGUUCUGUUUUCGUCACUGUUCUUGACGUAAAUGAGUUCAAGGUUCAAAAUGACACAAUAUAUAUUUCUGAGAAAACUCCGGUGGGGUCUGUAGUGUAUUGGGCGAAUGCAACCGACCAAGACGAAGGUGAAAAUGGCAACAUAACCUAUUCCAUCGCAAAAAAAUCGUCAGUUUUCACGAUAGACACAAAAUCUGGUGGUGUUAUUUUAAACAAGACUCUUGAUUAUGAAAAAACUAAACAGUAUAGUCUUCAAAUAAAAGCAUCUGAUGGCGCUAAGAGAAAUCCAAAAAAGAACAUUCUUAGGUUAUACAUCAAUGUUCUCCAUUCAAAUGAUAAUAGACCGAUUUUUGAUGAAAAUCCUAUCAAUACAAACGUAUCGGAAGGUGUACCGCCGGGAACUAAGGUGCACAAACCAAUAAUUGCUAAAGAUAUGGAUUCUGGAAUAAACAGCCGAAUUUUUUAUUCCAUUGAAAGUCAGACUCCCAAAGCUGCAUUCAUAAUUGAUCCGUUACAUGGUCAGCUGAAAACAGAUGUGGAAAUAGACCGAGAAGAUGUGGAAAAAUAUUCACUUACUGUAAAAGCUGUUGACCAGCCUGGUGAUUUUUCUCAAAGAAAAUUCAGUACUGUUACCGUGAAUAUUUCUGUAUUGGAUAUAAAUGAUUGUGUUCCAACGUUUACAUCAUCAAAUGAGUCAUUUAUGAUGGAAGAUGAACCCGUAAACUUCACUGUGUUUGAGUUUACUGCUAAAGAUGAGGAUUUAGGCCAAGGAGGAAAUGUCUCCUUUAGCAUAGUUAAGGGAAAUGAGGAUAAGAGAUUUUAUUUAUACCCGUAUGGCUCUAUGAUCUUGUUGAAAGCACUUGAUAGUGAAAAAGUUGACAGUUAUGAAUUUCAAAUUAAAGCUACUGAUCAUGGAUCACCUCCGCUGUCCUCGACAAUCUCAUUUAAACUAUCUGUUAUAGAUGUGAACGACAAUAUGCCCAGUUUUGAAAAGUACAUUUAUGAAGCACAGGUGCUAGAGAAUAAAAUUGGUAUUCAUGUGUUAACAGUGAGAGCGACCGAUAAAGAUAGAAGCAAGAAAUUAACCUACAGCUUGCCAGCAGGUUAUUUUAAUGAUGUUUUCAUUAUUGACGAAUAUACUGGUGAAAUAUCUACAAACUUUCCACUGGACCGAGAAAAGAAAGAUAAUUUUCAACUUACUGUGUAUGUGAAGGAUAAUGGUGAUCCCAUUUACCUUGACAGGACGUUGGUGACUGUGCAUGUUUUAGAUGAAAAUGAUAAUCGCCCUACAACGCUAGACAACCAUCAUGAAAUAUUGGUGCCCGAAAACAGCCCUCUGGGUUAUGUUUAUACCAUAAUUGCUCAUGACUUCGAUCUAGGAAAUAACUCGCGUUUACAAUACAGCAUUUACGAAGGAGGUCGGCAUUUCUUUCAUAUCGACAGUAACAGUGGUGUUAUAUCAACUGCAAUUAAUCUUGAUCGUGAAUCAAUUUCAACGUUUGAUUUGCGUAUUAGAAUUAAAGAUCAGGGUAGACAAUCUUUAACAACUAUGACUUAUCUUUCAAUCCGUGUCAAAGAUGAAAAUGAUAACAGUCCCGAAUUCAAUAAAAGUGAAAUAUUUAUAAAACUGGCGAGUAACAGCCAACCAGGAACUGAAAUUACAACGAUAAAAGCAAAAGAUAAAGACGAGGAGUCAAACUCAUACAUCACGUAUAGCUUUGGUAGUCACAAACAAAUACCAUUUGGUCUCGAUUCCAGAACUGGUAAGCUGUAUACUUUAAAUUAUUUAAAUGCUAGCAAGCACGACUCAUACAAUUUCACUGUACGAGCAAGUGACGGGAGCAAGUCUGGAGCCCGUAGUGGAAUUAUAAAGAUAAAUGUUGUUGUCGAUCAGAUCACGGCCAUUCCAUUGCGGUUUACGAAAACUUUGUACAAGAUUCAUCUUGUUGGCAAAAUCAAGGCCAAUGUGAAAAUCCUGCAGCUACAACUAAAUAAUGAAUAUUUACAGCCAGGUGAUGUUGAGUAUACGGGUAGUGGUCAAAAAGUUCUUGCUGUUGGCUCUUUCAAUGGCAAUGUUAGUUUUACAGAAGAUCCUAUGUCUGGUGCUUACUUAUUUAGUGUAAAGGCUACUUUGAAAUAUCAACCUGAUAUGACGGCAGUUUGCUUUGUGCUUGUAACUGUAAAUCGUACUAUGUCUCUUGAAAAAUUCUCUCAAUCAUCAUACAGUGCAACCAUUGACGAAAACUAUCCCACUGGCAAAAUUGUUCUUCGCGUAAAACCUACGAAAUCCAGAAAUUUCACUUAUGAAAUUUUUAAUGGUAAUGAUUUUGACGCCUUUGAAAUUGAUACCUACGGUGAUAUCAAAGUGAAAAACAAAGAAGCUUUGGAUUAUGAAAGGUCUCAUAGUUUUCUACUUGAUGUGAAAGGAUGUUGGGGAAAUAACAUCACAAAUAUUAUUUUUACGAAAGUUUUGAUAAAUAUUCGUUGUGUUUACGACAAAGCCCCCGUAUGCAGACAAAAAGUGUUCAUUUCCCACAUUAAUGAAAGUAGUUCAAGUCACAUCUCGAGUAACCAGUUUGUGACAAAGUUGUUAGCGUUUAGUUAUAACAAUAUGAAAGUAUCGUUCAAAAUAGUUUCUGGAAAUGAAGACGAUGUGUUCUUACUAGUGUCGUCAUCGGGGGAUCUGUUUCUUAAAAAACCUGUUCGCUACGAAGAGAAAAAUUUUUACAACUUAACAAUUAAUGUCCUUGCGAAUUCUCUAUCAUCCACGUGUUAUGCACAUGUGCACAUAUCCGACGUGAACAACAAUGCGCCUAAACUACCUAAACAACUUCGAUUUACCAUUCACGAGAGCAGUCUACCAGGAAGUCAUGUUGGGAAAAUUAAUGCAACUGACAUAGACGAAUAUUCCUCCUUCACCUUUCAGUUUCAAAAUAAGCAGCAACGUAGCGGUCCAUUCCUCAUUGAUCGUUAUUCUGGUAUUUUGCGUUUAUAUGAUGCUGUCGAUUUUGAAAUGAAACAAAACGUUUAUCAUUUAGUGGUGAGUGUUAGCGAUGGUUUGUAUGUUGAUCAAACAAAUAUUACCGUAAUUGUUUUGGAUGACAAUGAUCAUACACCUGUGUUCGAAAAGUUUUCAUAUUAUGUAAAGCGGCAAGCACCAAUAGCCAAAGGCUCUCUUUUAGCUCGAAUCAAUGCUACGGAUGGUGAUGAAGGAAACAAUAAAUACAUUACUUAUGGUAUGAGUCCAAAUCAUGAAAUUGGAAUACAUAAUAAAACUGGUGAAGUUUAUACCUUAACAAAAAUAUUGUAUAACAAACACUUUGUCGAUGUUAUCAUUACUGCUAGGGACCACGGAUACCCCGAGCUGUACUCUCAAGUUCCCUUUCGCCUCAGAAUUCUAUUCGUGAACACCAUCCCACCAGAUCUUGAGAAUGUUACUCAAGCAAUUGUUCCGGAAAAUGCUGAAGUUGGAACCGAAGUUAUCAAGAUAAGACCGUUAAAUUCCUAUCUUUUUGCUCCUAACAAGCGUAUUUCAUUUCAAAUACUUAAUGGUAAUGCAUUGAAAAUGUUUCUAAUUGAAGAAAGAACUGGUAUUAUUCGUGUGAGGCGCACGUUGGAUCGUGAGACAAUAUCUCUUUAUAAUCUCGAGGUGAUAGCCAAGGAUGGUAAAUUGUCUGUUUCUAAUCGAAUAAAAGUGUAUAUAACGAUAGGAGACGUCAACGAUAACUCGCCAAUCUUUAAGAAAAAUCAAUUUUAUGAAAGUGGUUCGUAUGUCAAUAGAUUAAGUGAAGAUGAGAAGAUCGGUUGUCUAGUGCUUACUGUCGUUGCAACAGACAAAGAUAUUGGAAAUAAUGGUAUGAUUGGUUAUUCCAUAAGUUCUGGAAAUAGUGGUGGUUGGUUCUCCAUAAAUAAUUAUGGUAAUUUGCGUUUGGCCUCUUCUCUGGAUCGUGACGUAAUUCCAAUUCAUCGUUUAGCUGUUAGAGCAACUGAUCACGGAACACCGCCUAGAGCAUCUGAUAUAUCUGUAAUCAUUUAUGUGGCAGACGUCAACGACAAUGCGCCAAUAUUUGUUUCGCCCAAAGAUCUUGGUGUUAAAGAGAAUUCAGUGAUAGGUACAUAUGCUGGUUGUAUAAUUGCUAAAGAUAUGGAUUCUGGUGUCAAUCAAUCUAUCAAUUAUUCUAUUGUGGGAGGAACAGGUUUGUAUAGAUUUACAAUCGAGCGAAAAACUGGUAAACUUUUGACUUUAGUAGAGUUUGAUUAUGAGGAAAAAUCAUCUUAUACUCUGAUCGUAAAAGCACAAGAUCUUGGUUCUCCUCCGAAGUCCAACAAUGCUACUGUUGUCGUGCCCAUCUUUGGAGUCGACGAGUUCGAACCGAAGUUUGAGAAAAACAGUUACGAAUUCCUUGUGACUAUUAAGAAAAAGAAAAAUGACAUUAUUGGUCGUGUUUUUGCUUCGGAUAUGGAUGAUGGUCCCGAUGGUGUAGUCGUGUACAAUCUGCGAAACCCACCUAAUGAUUUGGUGGCUGUUAACAACUCAACUGGUGUUCUUUAUCUUACCGAGAACGUUGUCGAUUUUUUUAAACGUAAAAGACCAAAAAGGAGCACAGACGAUUUUGAUACAAAAUAUCAAUAUGUUAUUGUUGCUGGUAAUGGCAAGCCUGACUCAAAAACAAGCAGUGUUUAUGUGUCGAUAUUCUUUAAUUCUACUGUUCUUCCACCUGAAAACAACGAUUCUUCUGUCUCUGACUCAGUGCGUACGACAUACAUUGCAAUUGCUGCCGUUGUAUUUGCUGCUAUAAUUAUUCUUCUUAUUUUGUUCUUUUGGAAAUGCAGACGGAAAGAAGGAAGCGAUACGAAGAAAGCUAGCGAGCAAAUGGUUUUGAGACCACUGCCUUCAAAAAUAAGUACAAACUCAACGAGUGAAAACGGUUUAAUCAAUAAAUACGGGCAUGUGCCAACAAGUGGAUCAAACUCAUUGUCAUCUUUUAAUCCUGGUAGUAGUUCUUCUGACAAUAGUUGUGUGGAGACUAGUCGACUUAAUGCUUAUAAUAAGAAAAAAAUAAGCUUAAACAACACCGAUUCUGGAAUUCAAACCAAUUCACUUCUGUAUGAUCUACCUGACUCGAAUGUGCACCACAGUGACGGCGCAAUAUCUUACGAUGUUUGUUCGGACAGAACAGAUCACAUUGUUUCCCAUCUACAAAGUAUUGAAUCUCUUCACGAUUUUGAUGACGAGGGAGGUAAAGAAGCCAGUGCAGGUUUAGACGUUGGGAAUUUGCUUUAUGCAAAAUGUGCGGAGGCUGAUGCUGAGGAGAAUGAUGAGGACCGUCCUAGAGUGUUCAAGUUUGAAGGACGACCUGAUUACGCGGGCUCAUUAAGUUCUAUCCUUGGAAGUCAUGAAGAAUUACGUGGACAUUAUAAUGGUUUUUAUGAACUAAAUCAAGUUCCUCAGUACCAACCUCUCUCAGAAGUAUUUUCAGAAAUAGGUCGUUUACCCAUAAAUGAACUUGAAACUUCAAUGAAUGACGACAUUUCAACCCGGACAAGCAUGCUAUCGUCAAUAUCCUCACUGCAUAACCAACAUUUAGAUUGUGAAUUGACAUUUUCUUCCCUGCCUAUGACACCAAACUUUACACCAGCUUUUACACCGUUAUUAACAAGAUCUCCUUCGUUAUCUCCUUCAACUUCAGAAAUCACAACGCCAGUGGCAUCCCCUUCACCAUCCAGACCUUCGUCUAUGUUUCUACAACAUUUAAAACCAUCGUCCUCUCUUAUUCAUUUAGCUGAGCAAGAGGCCUGUAAAGUUAACUUGCAAGAAGAUGUAUGCGUGUGAGAAGCAUCAUUAUGCUCAUAAAUCUAUGUUUUUAAUAUCAGUGUAUUGUGAAAUAGUUUAAACAUAUCUCGCUAUACGUUUGUACAUCUGCUUUUAAAUUUUGACGUAUAGUAUUUUAUUUCUUGUAUUAUUUAGAAAAUCGUAAAAGCAAAGCAAUAUAUAUUAUAUUAAAUAUAGCAUUUUUAGAAAACCUUAUAAUACAUUUAAUAUGUUGGAAA
This is a messenger RNA of Xenia sp. Carnegie-2017, 10497 nucleotides long. RefSeq names its product protocadherin Fat 4-like. Gene Ontology annotation, biological process: homophilic cell-cell adhesion. The record is from RefSeq and is a predicted model, not a curated record. NCBI's taxonomy places the organism in Eukaryota, Metazoa, Cnidaria, Anthozoa, Malacalcyonacea, Xeniidae. The transcript is spliced from 2 exons. Gene Ontology annotation, cellular component: plasma membrane. The coding region runs from base 704 to 10279 and encodes 3191 amino acids. Gene Ontology annotation, molecular function: calcium ion binding.